Molecule: messenger RNA, 6550 nt
Organism: Cryphonectria parasitica EP155
Lineage: Eukaryota; Fungi; Ascomycota; Sordariomycetes; Diaporthales; Cryphonectriaceae
Exons: 5
Coding region: 1-6153 (2050 amino acids)
Molecular function (GO): ATP hydrolysis activity; protein binding
Source: RefSeq, a predicted model, not a curated record
AUGAGCCGGGCCACAUCCCCCAGCCCAGCCACCCCGCGCGACAGCCCGAACCGCAGGUCAUUCGCCCCCCGGGGCAACCACAUUGUGACCGACGCCGUGGCCACAUACCGGGCCAAGCUCCAGGCUGAGCUCAAGGGAGGCAAAGAGCAAGGGCUGGCGGCCGGUGUCUCAAGCGAGGACCUGCUGAGCUUCAUUGCCGCCGAGCGCCUCAAGCGCAUGCCCGCGAGGGGCAGCCGCUGGGAUAAGAUUCUGAAGCAGGCAGAGGACUUUGCCAAGAAGCUGUCUCUCUUCGAGGUCACUGAUGACGGCUUUAUCCCCUCGUCCAAGGAGGCCUCCUCGUACGCAAUGUCGACCACAAGCGUCACUGUCGAUUUCAACCUGACCUUUGGUGGUCGCAUGGAGUCCUUUGUCGCCCACAAGGACCGUAUUGCUGAGUUGAUGUGGACAUGGCAGCUCGAGAACUCCUCCGAGAUUAGUGAUGUGCGUGUCUCCAUCGAGAGCAUCAGACAAUGGCUUCUUCCUCAGGACCGUAUGCUCCAGGCUCUGGUCACGGGCCGCCGCACCACUCGCACCCCCCGUGCCGAGUUCACCUGCGAGUGGCUUGAGCGUCCUCUUGUCGACUUUGCUCGCAGCAAGGACAAGGUUCUGACCAUUACAGCCGAGGCUGGUGCUGGCAAGAGUUAUCUCUUUGGCUGGAUCCUCGAGAGGCUCCAGCGUCGUGUCGGACACUACGACUACCAGGCCAUCCAGGCCUCUGUGGACAGCCAGGUGCCCGCCCAGGCUACCCAGAUUGCCCUCGUCAAGUCGCUGCUUCUGCAGCUGCUUGAGCAGAAUGUGGGCAACACCACGCUGUUCCGCUGCCUGGCCAACGUGACCGAGCUUGGCUCCAACACCAACAGUACCGAGGAUGCUGAGGAUGCCCUCUGGUACAGCCUGGACACUGCGCUCCAGGGACUCGAGAAUGUCGUUCUGGUCAUCGACGGCCUCGACUCUCUCGAGGGGGAUGACGCCGCCAAGCUCCACGCCUUUGAGCGUCUGUACGACAUCGCCAACAAGAACAAGCACAACAUUCGGGUCAUCAUCCUGACCCGGCCUUUCUCCAAGCCAUGGCCUAAGCCUACGCGCCAGGUUGCCAUGACUUCUCAGCGCACCGCUGCUGAUGUGAGGCACAUGGCCCGCGCCUGGUUGAUCCGCCGCAAUCUAGGCAACAAGCAGGAGAUCGACGAGGUCUCUGAGCAGAUUGUGCAGCGCAGCAGGGGUUCCCUCACCUGGACCGAUAUGGCCCUGCAGCUGUUGACCAAGGCCAAGAGCGUGACCGAGGUCACGGCUAACAUCAAGGAGCUGCCCAGCACCACCAACGAGCUGAUCGCCAAGCACGUCAAAAGCAUCCCCCUCGAGGGCGAUGCCCGUCUGAUUAUCAGCUGGCUGCUUACUGCCAAGCGGCCUCUGUCCACCGUUGAGAUUCAGACUCUUCUCGAGCUCGACACGCAGAAUGCCGCACACAAGCCUCGCUCGACGGACAUCGUCGACGAUAUCAAGAAGUCCUGUGGAUCUCUUGUUAUCAUUGAGGAUAAGACCGUGCGGUUCCGCAAUGAGGCCAUCCGCCUCCACCUGCUUGAGCUCAGCAAGAAGGAGACCAAGGAUGCUGAGAAUGUCAUCCUCUCCCCAGCUGAGGCUAACAAGGAUUUGACCGCCCGUCUGCUUCUGUACGUCAAGACUUGCGUUACUCGCAACGUCGACAGCAGCCUGGACAAGGUGCACACCCGCGAGGUGGACUCCCUGUUCAAGACCCACCCUCUUCUGGAGUACACCACUCGCAACUGGCUGUCGCACUUCAAGAAGUCCAGCUUCUACGUCAACGGCCAGAUCCAGCCGGCGCUUGUCACUGGUGAGCUGAAGGGUGUUUUCCCCAACUCCACUCUGCUCGCCCGCCUCGAGCAGAGGUGCUGGGACAAGCAGACCCUGGCAACUGAUACCAGCUCUUCCCACAUCCUGGCCUUGAAUGUUCGCGAGUCGGCUCUGGGCGAGAAUGCCCAGUCCGUGCUGCAGGGCUGCAUCAAUGUCGCUCAGUCACUGAAGAAGAUCUCCGCGCCUGCUGAGGCUAGCAAGUACUUCUACAGGGCAUCCAAGAUCGGACAGAACGUCCUCGGUCGCAAGAAUGACCUGGCUGUGUCCCUGGCUGUGGCUGCCCUCGACACGUCCGCCUCCGUCAAGGAGAAGGCCACCGCUCGUAAUGAGGCUGUUACCCAGCGCGAGGAGCUUCUCAAGUAUGUCAUUGAUACCGAGAAGCAGCGCGCUGGUGGGGCCAACAGCGCUGUCGCGUCCAAGUACACCAACGAGCUGGCGGAGCUGUACACCAGCAUCAAGGAGAACGAUAAGGCUGAGAAUGUCUAUCGUGAGGUCUACAAGACAUCCAUUGCGCAGAGCGGUCAAUUUUCUGCCGAGGCUACUAAGGCUGCUGAGAAGCUCCAGACUGUCCUGUACAAGGAGGCCAAGCACGAGGAGAUUGUCGUGUACCAGAAGCCCGUCUUUGAGACCGCGCAGAGGACCAUGGAGAUCUUUGAUAUUCGUCGCGUGGAGAUUACUCUGCGCAUGGCAGAUACCUACGAGAAGAAGAAGGACUUCUCCCACGCCGAGGAGCUGUACAUCACUCUGUGGCGGGGUCUGACCGAGUACUGCCGCAGCUCUGCUACCACCACGGCUACUGCUGCCACGAUUGCCGAGGCUCAUGAGCGCAAGAUCCAGAUCAGCAUCGCCUACGCCCGCUUCCUGCGCCGCCAGGGCCGCGUUGCUGAGGCUCAGAACAUCCUUCAUGGCGUCUGGCUCGACUACCAGCAGAUGACCGAGCACAAGUCUGAGGCUGUUGUCAAGCAGCUGAACGAGGUCGGCGAGGAGCUGAAGUCUAUGGGCAUCCUCGACACUGCCAUCGCCGUCUUCAAGUCUGUCUGGGGCUACUUCAAGGGCUCUGGUCAGCAGAACUCCGCCGCCGCUGUCGGCACUGCUGUUGCCCUCAUGGGCGCUGUCCAGGAGAAGACGGAGAAGAAGCAGGCUGAGGCUGUCAAGGCUAAGGAGGCCGCCGCUGCCAAGGAUGCCAAGGGCACAGUCAAGGCUAAGGAGGUCCAGGUUGUCACGAUUGAGAGCCAGAUUCAGACUUGCGAGACCUUGUCCAGCUUCUACGUCAGCAAGAAGAAGUGGACCGAGUGCAUCGAGGUCUGCUCUCAACUGCUCAAGCAGAUCUGGCCCGAACUCGGCAGCAACGCCAAGUAUGGUUUCCCCAAGGCUUACCGCGUCGAGGCCAUCAAGUUCACCCGCCGCCUUGCGCUGGCCUACGCCGAGUCCAACCAGACCGAGCAGGCUGAGAAGAUGUAUGCUGCUAUCUUUGAGGCAUCGCUGCGCUCUGGUCUGAAGAUCCAGGACGAGUUCGUAACUGAGUCUGCCGGCCAGGUCAUUGAAUACCACAAGAAGACGCAGCAGUGGAACAAGGUCCUCGCCGUGUACCAGCAGCUCCUUGAGGGGUACAGGACGUCCCUGGGAUCUCGCAAUGCGCUCACCAUCAGGACGCUCUACAUUAUGGGCGACCUGUGCGUUCAGUACCGCCUGAAGGGCGCCGACGCGUACUACCUUGAGCUGGUCAAGGCGGAUAAGACCGUGGACGGCGUCAUCAGCAAGGACACCCUCCCCGCAGCUCUUGCCCUGAGCAAGAUCUACUAUGAGCAGAAGCGCUGGACGGAACUUCGUCCCAUCUACGCCUCGCUCUGGCUCACCUUCACCAAGCGAGCCAAGGAGUACAACAUGUCCCAGGAGCUGGUGCAGGCCAUUUACAAGCGAUACAUUACGGUCCUCCAGACGCACCUCAAGGUGCCUAUCGAGGAGGUCCGCCAGGUUGCCCUUCAGUACCGCGAGACGUGCACCAAGGUCUACGGCCCUCAGGCCGACAUCACCAUGUCGGCAUCCAUGGCCCUGGUCGCCAUCUCUCGCAAGUGCCCCGACGUCCAGCACCAGCAGGAGGCCGUCAAGAUCUGCGAGGAGAUCAUUGUUACGUCAGAGAAGCAGAAGGCUGCUGCUGCGGCUGAAGGCGGCAAGGCCGUCGAUGUCAAGGUGUCCGGCUUCCAGUCUUCCCUCCUUGCCUCCGCCAAGCGUCAUCUGGCUGGCCUGUACAGCAAGCAGACCACAUCAGCCCAGAAGGCCGAGGCCCUCUGGAAGGAACAGCUCGAGAUCAACAAGAAGGAGCAUGGCGUUGCCCACAAGGCGACUCUGGCCAGCUUGGCUUCCCUUGUCGGCGUCUGGGCCCACUCCGAUAAGGCCGAGGUCCGCAAGCAGGCCCAGGAGAAGCUUGACACAUCUGUCGUCGAGGUCCUCUCCGAGUCCUGCGUCGCUGGCACGCCCAAUGUCGACUCGACCAAGCUGCACGAGAGUGGUGUCACUCUCGCCAAGACCUACCUGUCUUGUGGCUACUCUGCCCAGGCUUGGGCUUUGCUGAAGCAGCUGCGCUUCCACAUCGUUGCGCGUGGCAAGAUUGCUGGCGCGGCUGAGCUUGAGAAGACGCCUGGGAUCAAGCUGACCGACAACAUUGACCGUCGCUCGAUGGUCUUUAUUGCCGCGUUCGAGGAGACCCUCCGUACUUCUCAGGCCGAGACUGCCAAGCUGAGCACCGACAAGAAGGUCGUCAAGAUCACCUUCUCCGACAUCAUGACCGACCUGCUCACCGAGGGCAUCCUGUACGACCGCUACAGCUUGAGCAUGGCCAGCAAGGAGCUGUCGGUCGAGCAGAAGCUGUUCGAUGGCGCCCGUCUGUACGUCUUCCUCAAGAGCGAUGAGGAGCGCCACAUGGAGCAGCUCAUUUCUGUGGAGGAAUCGCUGUACAAGCUCUUCAUGGAGAAGUUUGGUGCCGCGAUCAAGACGGAGACACUUGUUACGCGCGCGUUCCUGAUUGCUAUCAUCAAGGAACUCGGCCAGCAGAACAUGCACGAGGACAACCUCGUUUACAUUUCCUGCACCGCCAUUACCUCGAGGGUUUACGCUCUUCUCCUGGCAGAUGGCUAUGCUCAGGCUGUCGAUCUGGCCACCGCGUGGUACCAGUUCAUGGUCCACCAGAACGGCUUCAAGAACCCCCAGACCAUUCCCUUCGCCUUCAAGCUGUCGCUGUACCUUGCCGGCCUCGGUGUCAAGUCUAACAAGGCCGCCGAUGCCGUCAUGCAGGGUCGCAUGCUGGAGCUUUCCAAGACCAUCCUCCGCGAGACUCUUACUGCCUGCAAGUCGAUGAACAUUGAUCUUGUGCAGCUCCAGGCAUCCGAGCUCAACAGUCUGGUGCGCCUCAUGGGCCAGCAGAAGAACUACGAGGAUCUCGAGUGGCUCCUUACCCAGCUCUGGCACUCCCGUAUCAUCCAGUCUUCCUGGUCGCCCGUCACCGUCAUUGCGCUCGGCCGCCGCCUCAUCGAGGUUCUCUUCAUCCGUGGCAAGCGUGACAAUGCCAUCUCCCUGGCCGAGUCGAUUGCGUACAACCUGCGCCGCACCUGGGGUCUGCUGGACGCCGCCACUGUGGACAUGAACAACCUCCUGUCUGCUCUGUGCGUCGCCGAUCAGCGCUACUCUGAUGCCCUUGACGUCCACGAGGAGAUCCUGCGUGCCCUGCUCGACCUGAACAUGUCGGGCGACAACAACAACGACGACGACGACGCCGCAAGCGAGCUCCUGGACUUUGACGAGGAGAACGCCGCCGCCCUGGCCCUUCAGCAGCUUGAGCUUGUCCGCCGCGUGUACGCGCGCAAUGCUGGAUGGCCCGAGUCUGAGGACCUCGACAUGCACGAGCUCAUUGGCGAUGUUGUCGCCGAGUUUGCACCCAUGGCUGCUGACACAUACGCGGCCUUUGGUGAUGGCGACUCGACCAAGUGGAGCAAGACGGCGCCACCGGCCAACGACACGACGGGCACGUUCAUCGCGCCUCAGGUCUGGGAGUUCUCGCUCUCGGAUGAGACCAAGCCUGGCCAGCCCGCGCUCAAGAAGAGGCCCAGCCACAUGCUGCGCAGCCUGCAGCUGAGCCGGCAGCGAAGCUACGGUGACCUGUCCGAGGCCAGGAAGAGACUGGGCGAUGCGAGUGAUUCCAAGAUCGGCAGUGCCAGCAGUACUUUUCUUGCCACGCCCGUUCUUCACUAAGAGUAUCAGGAGAUGGAUGUGGGGUCGGCUCGAUGGUCAGGAGAGGGGAAAGGGGAUUUUCAUGCCUCUUCCUGUCGUCAUGAGCAAAGAAGAGAAAAAGAUUGACGCGAAAAGGGAUGGGCGCAGGGAAGUUCUGGAGCUCUUGCUUGGUCAAGGCGAGGAUAAUGGACAAGAUGACAUCUUCGUGGCGAUGAUGUGGUGGGGUGCCGUAUCGGUUUUGGUGGUGGUUUGCUGGGUCAAAAGGAUCGACGUGAUUAGGGGUGUAUUAUGACUGUAAGUUACGAUUUGGUCAUUUGGAAACGGGUAAUCAUUUGCUGGAUGGGGAUCUGGGGUUGAAAAGGAUCUGAUUUUUGUGUGUCUUUCCUUAGUCUAGUAAGUUUUGAUGUUAUGUUUUCAU